Molecule: messenger RNA, 1200 nt
Organism: Coniosporium apollinis CBS 100218
Lineage: Eukaryota; Fungi; Ascomycota; Dothideomycetes
Exons: 2
Coding region: 1-1200 (399 amino acids)
Molecular function (GO): zinc ion binding; oxidoreductase activity
Source: RefSeq, a predicted model, not a curated record
AUGAAGGCUGUUGUUUGGGAAGGCAAGCCCUUCCAGAUGGUGGUCAAAUCUCAACCAAUGCCGAAAAUUGAGGAUCCGAACGAUGUUCUCAUCCGGAUCACGACCUCUGCAAUCUGCGGGUCUGACCUUCAUACAUACCGCGGACUCUUGGGCAGUCGGAAUCCGCCGUGGAUAAUGGGGCACGAAGGCGUUGGUAUUGUUGUGCAAGCCGGGCAAGGCGUUAAGUCAUUGAAGGCCGGGGAUCAUGUCACCGUGGGGUGUCUCAUCAGCUGCGGCUACUGCGACAACUGUCUCCGGGGUCGAUUGACUUAUUGUCUGACGUUCAAUCCCCAAACCCCUUUCGACAUCAUCGGAUAUGGGGACGAUUUUGGGCCUCAUCUCGAGGGCGCACAAGCCCAGUACAUCCGCAUUCCCUUCGCCGAUUCGACCUGUCUCAAACUUCCGCCAGGCACAGAGCAUGAGCUCGACUACAUCACGCUCUGUGACAUCUUUCCUACGGCGUGGCACGCGCUCGACUGCUCCGGCUUCCAGCCUGGAGACAGCGUAGCAGUGUUCGGCGCCGGUCCUGUCGGCCUCCUUUGCGCUUACUCGGCCGUCUUGAGAGGGGCAAGCAAAGUGUAUAUAGUAGACUAUAUCGAAGCCCGUCUCAAGAAAGCGCGUUCUAUUGGCGCUAUCCCUAUCAACUUCACCGAGGGUGAUCCGGUAUCCCAAAUCCUUGCCUACGAGCCCCGCGGCGUUCGCCGCAGCUGCGACUGCGUCGGCUUUGAGUGUCUCAACGCUGAGCUCGAGCCUCAGGAAGAUGUAAUCUUGAACCAUUGCGUCAAUGUUACGGAGCCUACAGGAGGCAUCGGCGUCAUUGGGGUUUACCUGCCGUCCACUGGUCCGACGCGCGGUGCUCCUCUCAGCACUGGCAAGGAAGGCAAAUUCACGGUCCCUGUUGGCCUCAUCUGGGCCAAAUCUCUGUCCAUCAACGGUGGCCCGGCCGAGGUACGCCGCUUACAGCCUCAGCUGCAGGACCUUAUUGAAAGCGGCAAGGCAAAACCGGGCUUUGUCAUCGAUGAAGUCUUUCACAGCCUUGACGAGGUUCCGGAUGCUUACAGGAAGUUCGCCGCCCGCCAGAUUACCAAACCGGUCAUUCGUCUACCGCAUCCUAACAGCGACCUGGAUCAGCAAAAUGGUCUAGUUAGCAACGGAGCCUGA